AUUUGACAUUUGUGCGUAGCGUCUGUCAGAAAACUCUUCGCAAACGAUUUCGGCUUGUGCAUACUUCCGUAAGAAAAUUGUAAUUUCUCAAUAAUUGUGCAUCAAAAUAUAUAAUAUAAACUAAUUAUUGUGAAAAUAAUUUGUGUUAAGUAUAAAAAUUAUAAUUGAAUAACUACAAGUAGCUAUAAUAAUGGGCUCAGAAGACCGUGAUAGGCGCCGCCAUAGAUCGCGUUCAAGGGAGCGCGACCGCGAACGCGAUUAUCGUCGUUCACGUUCACGCGAUCGUAAGCGUGAAGGCGGUGCUGGUGGAGGUGGCGGAGGCGGCCGUGAUCGGCACACACGUUCGCGCCGAAGAAAACCCUCUCUAUAUUGGGAUGUGCCACCACCAGGUUUUGAACACAUCACCCCAAUGCAGUACAAAGCAAUGCAGGCAGCCGGUCAAAUACCGGCAAAUGCUGUACCCGAAAUACCACAAGCUGCCGUGCCGGUUGUGGGCUCGACCAUAACACGACAAGCACGUCGUCUCUACGUAGGCAAUAUACCAUUCGGCGUAACCGAAGAUGAAAUGAUGGAAUUCUUCAAUCAACAAAUGCACUUGACUGGUCUGGCACAAGCGGCUGGUAGUCCAGUGCUAGCAUGCCAGAUAAACUUGGAUAAGAAUUUCGCAUUCUUAGAAUUCCGUUCGACUGACGAAACCACACAGGCAAUGGCAUUCGAUGGCAUCAAUUUUAAGGGACAGAGUUUGAAGAUACGGCGUCCGCAUGAUUAUCAACCCAUGCCAGGUGUGGCUGAUGCGCCGCCAAUAACAGCGCCAGUGGCUAAUGGCGUCAUUUCCACCGUUGUGCCAGAUUCGCCGCACAAGAUUUUCAUUGGUGGCUUACCAAAUUAUUUGAAUGAAGAGCAGGUCAAAGAGUUGUUACUCUCCUUCGGUCAAUUGCGCGCUUUCAAUCUGGUUAAGGAUGCCGCCACUGGUUUGAGCAAAGGUUAUGCAUUCUCCGAGUAUGUGGAUCACAGCAUAACCGAUCAGGCUAUUGCUGGUCUAAAUGGCAUGCAGUUGGGCGAUAAAAAGCUGAUUGUACAACGCGCUAGCGUUGGCGCUAAGAACGCACAGAAUAGCGCCACCACUGCAGCGCCGGUCAUGAUACAAGUACCGGGUCUUUCAAUGGUCGGCACCUCCGGACCACCCACUGAGGUGCUGUGCUUGCUGAACAUGGUCACGCCGGAUGAGUUGCGUGACGAGGAGGAGUACGAAGACAUUUUGGAGGAUAUCAAAGAGGAAUGCAAUAAGUAUGGUGUGGUGCGCAGCGUGGAGAUACCACGCCCCAUUGAGGGGGUCGAUGUGCCCGGUUGUGGUAAAGUAUUUGUCGAAUUCAAUUCGGUGAUGGAUUGUCAGAAGGCUCAGCAGGCGUUGACUGGACGUAAAUUCAGCGAUCGUGUUGUUGUCACCUCAUACUUUGAUCCGGACAAAUAUCAUCGACGUGAAUUUUAGAGCGCAAUUGGGUAAAUGACACACACAACUCCUUCUUCAAAUUAUUUUAAACCCAAAUGUAUGUCAAUCAUUUACACACACAUUUGCAAAUAUAUAGUCUUUAUAAAUGUAAGUGCAUAACUGGAUUUAGUUUACUAUGCCUUAGUGUGGCGUCAUCAUACUGCAGCCAAAAAAUAGACCGGCAAGUUGGCUCACAUCCAUUUUAAUGUAGUCUCAAACCAAGGACAAACCAUGGUUAACCAAGCAAGCAUAAUUUAAAAAUAUAAUGAUAAUUGAAUUUUUGUUUUCGCGAAUUGUUUCGAUAAUUGCAUAAUAACUAUUUGUACGCGGAAUGGCGUUCAAUAAUAAAGGCGACACUUUUUGGUAAUUAUACUAA
This is a messenger RNA of Zeugodacus cucurbitae (melon fly), 1865 nucleotides long. It is a transcript of the gene U2af50, whose product is annotated as splicing factor U2AF 50 kDa subunit. Gene Ontology annotation, molecular function: pre-mRNA 3'-splice site binding; poly-pyrimidine tract binding. NCBI's taxonomy places the organism in Eukaryota, Metazoa, Arthropoda, Insecta, Diptera, Tephritidae. The coding region runs from base 191 to 1489 and encodes 432 amino acids. The transcript has 5 exons. Gene Ontology annotation, biological process: mRNA processing. Gene Ontology annotation, cellular component: nucleus; commitment complex; nuclear speck. The record is from RefSeq and is a predicted model, not a curated record.